This is a messenger RNA of Hemicordylus capensis (graceful crag lizard), 4715 nucleotides long. It is a transcript of the gene DENND2A, whose product is annotated as DENN domain containing 2A. Gene Ontology annotation, biological process: retrograde transport, endosome to Golgi. The record is from RefSeq and is a predicted model, not a curated record. The transcript is spliced from 20 exons. The coding region runs from base 459 to 3782 and encodes 1107 amino acids. NCBI's taxonomy places the organism in Eukaryota, Metazoa, Chordata, Lepidosauria, Squamata, Cordylidae. Gene Ontology annotation, cellular component: actin cytoskeleton.
UUGGAGGGAGCGAGAGCCACCGAGUCGGGGAAAGAAGUGCAGCUGGGGAAGGGAGAAACGGGUGGCUUAAUUCGAGGGGGAAGCAGCGGCGGCAGCAGCAGCGGGAGGGAGGGAGAGAGGGGGAGCUCCCAAGCCCGAAACGGGGGACUGAGCCAAGGCUUGCCGUGGGACCAGCGGAGCCUUAUGGCACGGAGGGGAGGCGAGAGUCUGCAGAGCGGCAGAGAGGAGGGGAGACCCUCCUCCCCAAGUGGACCGUGAGGAGCUCUGCGAACAGAAAAGAGAGGCAGGAGGGGGCAGCCAGGGCACUAUGCGACCAGGGGCGGCUGCCUCCACCGUUGCCGCCGCCGCCGCCGCCGCCACUAGACUGAGGCUGGAGUCCCCCAAGAUGAGAACGGAGGGCUCACUGGAGACAGCCCGGCGAUUGCCAGUGAGCAGCAGCAGCACGGUGGACUACAGCCAUGCCAGGUGCUGACACAAUGAGAGCAAGCGCAGCGACCGAUGUGAGCAGCAAGCGCAAGACCAGUGUCUGCAAAUCUAGUGAGAGGGUCAGGUUUGCGAGUAUAAAUAAUACAACCACAGAGACGGAAUUUCAGUCUGGGCCUUCAAAGGGGAGGUGCUUGGAGAAUAUUAUCAUCACACCCAAGCUCCUGCAUAAGCCAGAGCCAUCUUCUGUGGUAAAGAGCACGCUGAAAGCACUGGAGAACUUGAUGUUGGAUCCAAGGCUGGACUGCUUUCAGCAGAACAUGUUCAGCCCCAAAAUGAUCAUUGGGGACCCCUCUGUAGAUCUUAGCAUCCGGGAAAGUGGCAGGAUUAUAAGGAAGCAGAUAGGAGGUGCUCAGAACCUGCGGACUGUUGGAAAAGUUAGUCUGAAAAAUAAACCUUCAAGUAUCAAGGACAAGAUUUCAGAAUGGGAAGGGAAAAAGAAAUCUCCGUCUCCAGUAUCCCCCUGGAAGGAGGAAGAGCAAGGAGUUAAAGAGGAAUUCAGUUCAUUUUUGGGUGUGGUGGAGAAGAUGACCAGAGAAAGUGCAGUGACAAGGGAAGCGGAGGCCAAGAGAAUUAUAAAUUGGCAGGUGGAAUGUAAAGGGGCAAGCAAAGAAAACGAAAGAAGAACAGGAAUUGCAAAAAGUGCUGGCCAAGCAACGGAGAGAAAAGUAGACGUGAAGUUAAGGGAAGAGAAACCUCAUGCCCACAUUGGCAAAGAGAACGAGUUGAAGGACAGCAAGAAAGAUGGCCAGAAGGAGAACCUCUCUGUGCUGAGUCAAGUCAAGAAGUUGGAGCAGGCUUUGAAAGGAGGUUCAGCUGAGCUACAGCCACAGCUACCAGGUACUUAUUAUUCUCCACACAGUCUGCAGGAGAAAGCAGAUGAGGGGCAGAGCCCCUCCGAGGGCCAGGAAAGUAUUGGCAGGCCAGAACUAAAUAAGCGUCUCCUUGCCUCAGAUUCCGAAGCCAGCGAGCCAAUCUUUGGGACUCUGGAAGAAGUGAAAGCAUCUCGGGGGAAAGACAAAACCAGCAAUGAGGAAAAUGUGUACACAGAGCCAGGCUUACCAGAGAAGAAACCUUUUAUCAAUCCCCUCCCCAAGCCUCGGCGGACUUUCAAACACGAGGGUGAAGAGGGAUGGGUGCCCCUAAUUAGGAAUAAGAGAAAUUUGCCCCCUCUGCCCUCCAUCCCUCCUCCUCCUCUCCCUUCUUCACCUCCUCCUUCAGCUGUCAGCAGAAGACUGAGGAAUGGAAAGCAUAAGUCGAAUGCCGAUCACCGGAAGUCGUAUGAAUUUGAAGACUUGUUGCAGUCCUCCUCUGAGAACGGCCGGGUGGAUUGGUAUGCUCAAACCAAACUAGCCCUAACGCGCACUUUAUCCGAGGAAAAUGUCUAUGAAGAUAUCCUAGAUCCACCAGCAAAAGAGAACCCCUAUGAAGAUAUUGAGACAAAUAGCCGUUGCUUGGGGAAGAAAUGUGUCCUGAACUUUCCAGUGUCUCCUUCAUCUUCUGUUCCUGGCACACCUACAAAGCUGCUCUCCAAACCCAUCUUCUUUCGGCAGAACUCAGAACGACGAAGUUUCAAGUUAUUGGACAUACGGAAAUUGAACCGCGAUGGGGCAGGUUCUCCUUCCAAAAUCAGUCCCCCAUCCACCCCUAGCAGCCCGGAUGAUACUUUCUUCUCCUUGGGUGAUCCUCAGAAUGGCAAGAGGAGGAGAAAAAUUCCCAAGCAGCUGGUGUUAAAAAUCAAUGCUGUUUAUGAGGCACGAAGAGGAAAGAAACGAGUCAAGAGGUUGUCACAGUCGACAGAGAGCAGUUCUGGAAGAGUUACUGAUGAAAACAGUGAAUCAGAUAGCGACACCGAAGAGAAACUGAAAGCGCACAGCCAGCGCCUGGUCCAUGUGAAGUCUCGCCUGAAACAAGCCCCCAGGUACCAAACCUUGGAGCGGGAUCUGAUCGAAUACCAAGAGAGGCAGCUCUUUGAGUACUUCGUGGUGGUGUCAUUGCACAAGAAACAGGCUUGUGCCCUGUACGUCCCGGAAGUCACGCAGCAGUUUCCGUUAAAGCUGGAACGUUCCUUCAAGUUCAUGAGGGAGGCAGAGGACCAGUUGAAAGCCAUUCCCCAGUUUUGCUUCCCUGAUGCAAAAGACUGGGCGCCUGUCUGCCAGUUUACCAGUGAGACUUUCUCGUUUGUCUUGACUAGUGAAGAUGGCAGCCGAAGGUUUGGAUACUGCAGAAGACUACUGCCCAGUGGGAAAGGGAAGCGUCUUCCUGAAGUUUACUGCAUCGUGAGCCGCCUCGGAUGUUUCAACCUCUUUUCUAAGAUCUUAGAUGAAGUGGAAAAAAGACGUGGGAUUUCCCCUGCCUUGGUGCAGCCCCUCAUGAGGAGCGUCAUGGAAGCUCCUUUUCCAGCUUUGGGCCGAACCAUCACCAUCAAGAACUUUCUGCCUGGUUCUGGAACCGAAGUAAUAGAGUUGCGUCGACCCCUUGACUCACGGCUCGAACACGUUGACUUUGAGUCCCUGUUUUCCUCUCUCAGCAUCCGGCACUUAAGCAGAAUCUUUGCUUCCCUACUGCUGGAGAGAAGGGUCAUAUUUAUAGCAGACAAACUCAGCACCUUGUCGAAAUGUUGCCAUGCCAUGGUGGCGCUUCUUUACCCCUUCACAUGGCAGCACACCUACAUCCCUGUGCUUCCUCCUUCCAUGAUUGACAUUGUAUGUUCGCCAACUCCCUUUCUGAUUGGCCUGCUCUCCAGUUCGCUGUCCCGCCUCAAGGAACUGCCAGUGGAAGAGGUCCUAGUGGUUGACCUUGUUAAUAACCGGUUCCUCAGACAGAUGGAAGAUGAAGAUUCAAUUUUGCCUCGGAAGCUGCAAGGGGCACUGGAGCACAUCCUGGAGCAGAGGAAUGAGCUGGCCAGUGACAAGGAGGAGGGUGCUCCUAAUGGCAAGCAAGAGUCCAGUCCCUUGAACGAAGUGGUGUCAGAAGCGUUUGUCCGCUUCUUUGUGGAGAUUGUGGGGCACUACUCCCUCUUCAUGACGCCCGAGAGGGACGAGAGGACCCUGCAACGGGAGGCCUUCCGGAAGUCGGUCUCUUCCAAGAGCCUCCGGCGGUUCCUGGAGGUCUUCAUGGAGACUCAGAUGUUUGGGGGUUUCAUUCAGGAACGAGAGUUGCGCAAACAAGGAGCUAAAGGCCUUUUUGAGGUACGUGCCCAGGAGUACCUGGAGACCCUCCCCAGUGGAGAGCAGAGUGGCGUCAAUAAAUUCCUGAAAGGAUUAGGUAACAGGAUGAAAUUUCUCCAUAAGAAAUAAAAGCUCAGAGUGCCACUGCUGCGAAGGAGAAGGAAUUUCGAUUACAGUUCAGCAGACGCAAAAUGGACCAAGUCUUUCAUUUUACCAAUUCCCACUCGCCUGCUCCAACAGAGGGGAAAGCCCAACCCAGGAGGCAGGAUGUCCAGGAUUUACACUUUUGUGAAAAGCUGGCCUGUGGGGACAAAGAUGCCGCCAGGACAGGUCUCGGGGUGUCUACAAAGAACAUGCACUGGACCCAGCACUCUCGGAGCGCUUUGCAGACUCCACCGUGGUCUUUACUUCUUAGCUAUUACACGUUUUUCUAAAUGUUGUUUUUUAUUUAUAUUGGGGUUAGGAAGACUAUUAGCCAAUGACACUUGCCUGUGCCCCUCUCUCAAGCAGCAGCAGGGACGUACAGGAUGGAGGCUGCGUUAAUCUGUACUAUAAGGUCAUGAUACUGAAGCAACAGAGAAAGGGGACAGGCAGAGAGCUCUGUGACUGGAUAACGUGGGGACAUUUGGGGCAUGCGGAGAUGGCCUGGGAGAGGUUCCAAAGAAGGGAUGGGGAUGGAGCUCAGUCACGGAACCUCUGCUUUGCAUGCUGGAGGUCCCCGGUUCAAGCCCUGGCUUCUCCAGGUAAGGCUGGGAAUUGCUCUUAUUUGGAAUCCUGGAUUGCUACUGGCAGUCAGUGUAGACAAUAUCAAGUUAGAUAGACCAAUGGUCUGACUCAGUAGAUGGCAGCUUCCUAUGUUCAUAAGUGAUGGGUGGAGGAGGGUGAGGUGUGGAAACCACUGAAGCUGCUGGGAAUUUGCUAACCAACCAAGCAACCACUAUGGGAUGGAAGAUGGAUGCCCCUCCUAGAAUUUGGAGGACAUGCAUGCGCCCUUCCUUGGACUUAGCUGAAAGUUGGAUGUGAUGUAAUUAAAAGUGAGUGAUAUUAAAAAAAAACAAAACA